Messenger RNA from Alternaria alternata, 932 nucleotides. RefSeq names its product NAD(P)-binding protein. The transcript has 3 exons. NCBI's taxonomy places the organism in Eukaryota, Fungi, Ascomycota, Dothideomycetes, Pleosporales, Pleosporaceae. Gene Ontology annotation, molecular function: oxidoreductase activity. The record is from RefSeq and is a predicted model, not a curated record. Bases 24 to 932 code for a protein of 302 amino acids.
CCGGAAUAACAGAGUGGAAAUCAAUGACGUCGCUGAAAAUCGAAGAAGGAGACAUACCGCAGCUUGAGGGAACAGUCGCUAUCAUCUCAGGCGCUUCGAGUGGAAUUGGCCUCGCUACGGCAAAACUGCUGGCAACGAAGGGCGCGACAGUCUACAACCUUGAUAUCGACAAACCGGAAGAGACAACUCCUAGAGUUACAUACAUAAGAUGUGACAUAUCUAGUUGGGCAGAUCUACUUGCUGCAUUCGCGACUACAGGACCACCACACAUUGCUGUCGCUAAUGCAGGCAUCGAUGAAGAUGGGACAUAUAUGACCGAUUCUUAUGACGAUCAUGGCAAUUUACUCGAACCGUCGUACAAAGUCAUUGACGUCAAUCUUCGAGGAACCCUCAACUUCAUCAAAAUAUCUCUCCAUUUGAUGAAAAAGAAUGCAAUUGCUGGUAGCAUUGUCAUCACUUCGAGUGCCACUGCCUAUCUACCCGAGCAGACGUUGCCAGUAUACAGUGGAACAAAAGCAGCUUCAAUCAACUACAUGCGCGCUAUGCGAUCGCUCCUUCGCGAUUCCAACAUCACGAUCAAUGCUGUUGUUCCGGCAGCCACUAUUACAAAAUUACUACCAAUGGACCUAGCCGGCCCGAUACUAGCUGCAGGACUACCCGUUAGCACAGCAGAGUUUGUAGCAUUAGCAGUCGCAUACUCUGCUGUUGCGCAAGAGCCACGUAAAGUGCAAGGUUAUGGGAAGGAUGAAUGUGAAUGGAUACAGCGAUCUGGAAGGUGGAACGGAAGAACCAUUCUCACUUUGGGACACUCUUUUACUGAGCUUGAAGAGAAUUUGAGUGACUGUCGAGGUCUUUGGUUCGGACAUGAAAAUCUGGAGAAGACCAAGAUGCAGCAGGCCGCUACAGAUUUUCGCGACGUGCUACGGGGAUGA